CUUUCUAGUUAAUUAUUUUAUGGUUAAAACCAUAUAAUACAAACUGAAUUAGGUAAAUUUUUGAAGGUUUGUUAAAAUUUGUUAGACACGUUUUCAAAAGUGUUUCAAAGUGGAUAAGUUGCUAUUACGAAAGAAUGUCCUAAGAAGUUUAUAAAACCUACAUAUGCCUAAAAGAUAAUAGUAGAUUUUAUAAGAAUUUAUUAUAAGCAAGUAAAGAGGGAUAAAGUUAUAUUUACCGUUAAAAACAUGUCACGUAAACGUUCAGAUAUCACGAGAGAAGCUAUUGCAAAACAAUUUGUCUUGCCCGAAAGACAAUCUAAAAUAGAUACGCUGUUAAGGCAAGAUGGUCAAGCAUAUUGCAUUUGUAGAUCAUCAGAUUCUUCCAGAUUUAUGAUAGCCUGUGAUGCUUGUGAAGAAUGGUAUCAUGGCGAUUGCAUAAAAAUAUCAGAAAAAGAAGCAAAAUUAAUUAGACAAUAUUUUUGUAUUCGAUGUCGAGAAGAAGAUCCCACUUUACAAACCCGGUGGAAGACCAAACGUGAAAGGGAGGAUUCUGUUCCGGCUCCUACCCCACAAGUGUCAGUGGAAAAAAAGUCAAAAAAGCGUAAAGAGAGAUACCAACGUGAAGUCAAAGCAGAUAAAAAGGUUAAAAAAUGUGGAGAGUGCAUGGGUUGCUACAGAACAGAGGAUUGUGGUCGGUGUGAUGUAUGUACAAGAAAAAAUAAAUACAGUUCAUCAAAAACCAAAGAAAGAUGCAAACAAAGGAUUUGUGUUAAUGCUCAUGCAGGAGGAUCACGAAGGAAAAGAAAAGAUUCUAUGUCUGAUGCAGAACAAACAUACAAUGAACAUUUAAAAACCGAUUACCCGAGGCAGUGUUAUGGCCCAAAAUGUAUCAGAAGUGCACGGUAUGGGUCAAAAUACUGCUCAGAUCAAUGUGGCAUGAAUUUGGCUAAAACAAGAGUGCUGCAAGUUCUUCCACAGAGACUUCAAGAAUGGGCUUUGUCUCCUUCAAUGGCGGAAGAGAAGAAUAUUAAAGCAUUAGAUCAAGUAAGAAAACAGCAACUGGAAGUUCGACAAAUUCUUCUUGAACUGGACAAACGUCAUCGUGAAAUCGAUUACUUGAUUGAAAGAGCCAAAAAUGCUACUAUUGAUGUUAAUCUUGAGAACGAUCUCGAACGAGAUGAAGAGAGUUCAAUGUAUUGUGUAACUUGUGGACACGAAAUCCAUUCCAAAACAGCUAUCAGGCACAUGGAAAAAUGUUUUAAUAAAUAUGAAGCUCAAGCAUCAUUUGGAAGUAUUUUUAAAACUAGAAUAGAAGGUAAUAAUAUGUUCUGUGAUUUUUUCAAUUCCUCAAACAGAACGUAUUGUAAACGUCUAAGAGUUCUGUGUCCAGAGCAUUGUAAAGAUCCAAAAAUACAAGAUCAUGAAGUGUGUGGAUGUCCUUUAGUAACGAACGUUUUCUCACCAACUGGCGAUUUUUGUAGAGCACCUAAGAAAUCUUGUACAAAACAUUAUGUAUGGGAAAAGUUAAGAAGAGCUGAGGUUGAUCUGGAAAGAGUUCGCCAGUGGUUAAAGAUGGAUGAAUUGUUAGAAAAAGAACGGCAAAUAAGAUCAAACAUGGCAAAUAGGGCUGGGGUCCUUGCAUUGAUGCUACACAGUACAUACAACCACGAAUUAAUGGAAUGUAUUAAGAAAGCUCAAGAUGAAGAGAGUAUUCGCCGAGUAAUGGAAAAUAGACAGAAUAUUUAAUUUAAUACUGCUAUUUAGUAUAAUGCACACGAAUUACUUAAUUAUAAUAUUUGAAUGACUUUUGUUGUACUUGGUUCCUCAAUUUAUAUCGGACAUAAAAAAAUAAAUCAGUUAUUAGUCAAUAUUG
Messenger RNA from Sitophilus oryzae (rice weevil), 1873 nucleotides. Its product is annotated as CXXC-type zinc finger protein 1-like. Lineage: Eukaryota; Metazoa; Arthropoda; Insecta; Coleoptera; Curculionidae. The record is from RefSeq and is a predicted model, not a curated record. The transcript has 8 exons. Gene Ontology annotation, biological process: positive regulation of DNA-templated transcription. Gene Ontology annotation, molecular function: zinc ion binding; DNA binding. Gene Ontology annotation, cellular component: Set1C/COMPASS complex. The coding region runs from base 247 to 1746 and encodes 499 amino acids.